AUGGCCAGCGAGGAGGGCCAGCUCAAGACGCGGGUGUCCGACCGUCUGAUGGCGCUCGUGGGCUACUCCGAGGUCAUGGUGGUGCGUCUGGUGCUCCGCCUCGCGCGGGACAGCGCCUCGCCGCCCGACCUCGCGGCGCGCCUCGUCGACCUCGCCGGCCUCCCCUCCUCCGCCGACACCGUCGCCUUCGCGGAGGACGUGCACGCCAUGUUCCCCCGCAAGGGCUCCCGCGUCAGCGAGUACCGGAAGCAGGUGCAGGAGGCGGCGGCGUUCGCCAGGAAGCAGAGCGCCCUCAAGCUGCUCGACGAUGAGGACGAUGUCGCCAAAGACGCCGGCGCCACCGCCACCGCGUCGUCCUCUAACAACAGCGGCAGGAAGCGUUUCAGGCAGAAGGCCGCGAGCCAAGGGGAUGACGACGGCGAGGAGGAGGCGAGUGUAGUGCGCGAUUCAGGGCGGAAAGUGCGAGCGCGGCGUGGACCGGCGGAAGACGGCGGCGACUCUGGUGGGGAGGAACUACAGGAGAUGGACCGUGACCAGAUCGAGAAGGCUCAGCUCGACCGGCACAUCAGAGAACGCGACGCGGCCAGCACUAGGAAACUGACGGACCGGAAGCCGUCCAAGCGAGAACAGGGCGAGCUCGCCCGGCGGUCCGAAGCCAUGGACAGGGGCGACACCUCGGAGCUCAGGACGGCCUCGCGGCACGCGUACCUGGAGAAGCGGAAGAAGAUGAAGGUGGAGGAGAUGCGAGACGAGAUCAUCGACAACGAGCUCAUCUUCGACGGCGUCAAGAUGACCAACGCCGAAGAGGAGGAAUUCAGGCGCAGGAAGGAAAUCUACGAGCUUGUCAAGGACCGCGUCGGAAAGGACGCCGACGCCGGCGACUACUACAGGAUGCCAGAGGCAUACGACGCCGCAGAAAACGUGGAUCAGGCCAAGCGGUUCGCCGUUCCGAGGCAGCGGUACCAUGACCCCGAGGCGUCGGCGGCGAGAGACGGCAAGAGGAGCAGUUUCUUCUCGGAGCAGGAGGCCUGGGAAGAGCAGCAGAUAAGGAAGUCUCGGCUGCACUUUGGAUCAGGUGAUGGUGGCCGGGCCGGCGGCGGCUACGAGCUCGUCUUGGAAGACGUGGUCGACUUCGUCAAGUCAACGGUGCAGUCCGGCGCCGAGCCGGACGGCGAGAUGGACGAACUGGCCGAGGCCGUCGACGCCAAGGUCAAGUUACAGCGGGAGCUGCAGGACGAGCGGAAGAACCUACCCGUGUACAAGUUCAAGGACGAUCUGCUCAAGGCCAUCGAGAAGUACCAGGUGCUGAUCAUCGUCGGAGAGACCGGCUCCGGCAAGACCACGCAGAUACCGCAGUACCUCCACGAGGCCGGGUACACGGCCAAUGGGAAGAAGAUCGCGUGCACGCAGCCGCGGCGCGUGGCGGCCAUGAGCGUGGCGGCGAGGGUGGCGCAGGAGCUGGGCGUCAAGCUCGGGCACGAGGUCGGCUACUCCAUCAGGUUUGAGGACUGCACCUCGGACAAGACGGUGAUCAAGUACAUGACGGACGGGAUGCUCCUGCGCGAGUUCCUCGGCGAGCCGGACCUGGCGAGCUACAGCGUGGUGAUCGUGGACGAGGCGCACGAGCGCACGCUCUCCACCGACGUCCUCUUCGGCCUGGUAAAGGACAUCGCGCGCUUCCGGCCGGACGUGAAGCUGCUCAUCUCCAGCGCGACGCUCAACGCCGAGAGGUUCAGCGACUUCUUCGACGAGGCCCCCAUCUUCAAGAUCCCCGGGAGGCGGUACAAGGUGGACAUCCACUACACCACGGCGCUGGAGGCGGACUACAUCGCCGCCGCCGUCGUCACGGUCCUGCAGCUGCACGUCAAGCAGCCCGCCGGCGACAUCCUGCUGUUCCUCACGGGGCAGGAGGAGAUCGAGACGGUGGAAGAGCUGCUGAAGCAGAAGAUGAGGACGGUCGGCAGCAAGAUUGCGGAGCUGGUGAUCUGCCCGAUCUACGCGAACCUGCCCACCGAGCUCCAGGCCAAGAUCUUCGAGCCGACGCCGGAGGGCGCCCGCAAGGUGGUUCUGGCGACCAACAUCGCCGAGACGUCGCUGACCAUCGACGGGAUCAAGUACGUGAUCGACCCGGGCUUCUGCAAGCUCAAGUCGUACAACCCGCGCACGGGCAUGGAGUCGCUGCGCGUGGAGCCCAUCUCCAAGGCGUCGGCGGACCAGCGCGCCGGCCGGUCGGGGCGCACGGGCCCGGGCAAGUGCUUCCGCCUCUUCACGGAGUACAACUUCAGGCAUGACCUGGACGACGACACGGUCCCGGAGAUCCAGAGGAGCAACCUGGCCAACGUGGUGCUGCGGCUCAAGGCGCUGGGCAUCAACGACCUGGUGGGCUUCGACUUCAUGGACCCGCCGGCGUCGGAGGCGCUGCUCAAGGCCCUGGAGGAGCUCUUCGCCCUCGGCGCGCUCAACAGCCGCGGCGAGCUCACCAAGACCGGGAGGCGGAUGGCGGAGUUCCCCCUGGACCCCAUGCUCUCCAAGGCCAUCGUGGCGUCGGAGAAGUACGGGUGCUCCGAGGAGGUGGUGACCAUCGCGGCCAUGCUGUCGGCCGGCAACGCCGUCUUCUACCGGCCCAAGGACAAGCUGGUGCUCGCCGACACGGCGCGGCAGGCCUUCCACGCGGGCAACGUCGGCGACCAUGUGGCGCUGCUCAACGUGUACAGCGCGUGGAGGGAGUCGGGCUACUCGUCGCAGUGGUGCCGCGAGAACUUCGUGCAGCCGCGCACCAUGAAGCGCGCGCGGGACGUGCGGGACCAGCUGGAGGCGCUGCUGGAGCGGGUGGAGAUCGAGCACUGCUCCGGCGCCGGCGACCUCGACGGGAUAAGGAAGGCGGUCACGGCGGGAUACUUCCGCAAUGCCGCGCGGCGGCAGAAGGACGGGUCGUACCGUGCCGUCAAGAGCCGGCAGACGGUGUUCGUGCACCCGAGCUCCGGGAUGGCGGAUGUGCCGCCGGCGUGGGUGGUGUACCACGAGCUGGUGCUGACCAGCAAGGAGUACAUGCGGCAGGUGACGGAGCUCAAGCCGGAGUGGCUGCUGGAGAUCGCGCCGCACUAUUACCAGCGCAAGGACAUCGACGGGCACCAGCCGAAGAAGACGGGCAAGGACAAAGGUCCAGCGGCGAGGCAAACCUGA
Molecule: messenger RNA, 3183 nt
Organism: Triticum turgidum subsp. durum (durum wheat)
Lineage: Eukaryota; Viridiplantae; Streptophyta; Magnoliopsida; Poales; Poaceae
Source: the annotation of a GenBank genome assembly